AUGGGUGGACAAGACGAAUCCAAGAGCCCCGCCGCGUCCUACGCAGACGAAAUGCAGAAACAAACCCGCCGAGAACGUCGCUUCGACGACGUGGAAGCCGAGCUUCCCAACCCCACCGUCCCGACCUUGCAGUCGGCCUUCUUCACCGCCAGCGGCCUCCUGUCGCAUCUGGGGAGCUACAACCCGUGGGGCAGACCCGUGACCGAGGAUGACAUUGUCUGGUUGAUGGACAACACCGCAUACAAGCCCUCGCGGCUAGGCAGCUGGCAAGCCGAGUUUAUCGCCGCCGUGUUCGAGAAGGAGCCCAAGUGCAAGGUGGUCGACAUCGUGCAGGGUGUCGCGAAAAAGUUGGGACUUGCUGAUGAUGCGGAGGAGUUGAAGACGAUCGAGGAGAGGAUACUGCCGUUCUUGUGGGAUGUGCAGCCGUCGAGACACCUGCGGGUGAUCAACCACAAGAAGGAACUCAAGCUGGGCCCUUCAGCGUCGAACGGCAUUAGCACCGACACGUUGAAGAUUCACGAGCAGCCGGCGGGCGCGAUGGUUUCGUCGAGCGCCAUGGUGCCGCAAGGGACGUCGGGUUUGCUGAAGAUGCACACGUUCUUUGCGGAGCCUGAGGGGUGGUCCAUUCUUUCGGAUAUUGACGACACCAUCAAGCUGACCCAGACGAGCGACCCCAUUGGCAUCCUCCGCGAGACUUUUGUCAAUGAGCCGACACCCAUCGCGGGCAUGCCGGAGCUAUACAAGAAUAUUCAGGCAAUGCUGCCUCAGGGUUCGCCGUGGUUCUACCUCUCCGCUUCUCCGUACAACCUCUACCCGUUCCUGAGGGAGUUCCGAGACCAGUACUACCCGCCAGGAACCAUCAUACUCCGCGAUUCAAGCUGGAAGACCGUUGCAGGAUUGCUAUCGGCAUUGACGCUGGCGACGGAGCAGUACAAGGUGGAGCGCAUCAAAAAGGUGCAUGAAUGGCUUCCCAAGCGGAAGAUGAUCCUCAUUGGCGACUCGACGCAAUCGGACCCCGAGGCUUAUGGCGACAUCUACCGCCAGUUCAAGGGCUGGGUCAAACUCAUCCUGAUUCGCAAGGUAACCGACAUCGCAGCCGUGGGUCUCGCCGCCAAGAAUGAGCCGGAGCGCUUCGAGAAGGCGUUUAAGAACGUUCCCCGCGAUGACUGGCUCGUAUUCGAGAACCCAGUCGACUGCAACAAGAUUAUCCGCGACGUCAUUGCACAGGGUUAA
This is a messenger RNA of Colletotrichum chrysophilum, 1233 nucleotides long. RefSeq lists its product as uncharacterized. Gene Ontology annotation, molecular function: phosphatidate phosphatase activity. Lineage: Eukaryota; Fungi; Ascomycota; Sordariomycetes; Glomerellales; Glomerellaceae. The record is from RefSeq and is a predicted model, not a curated record. The transcript is spliced from 3 exons. Bases 1 to 1233 code for a protein of 410 amino acids. Gene Ontology annotation, cellular component: actin cortical patch.